AGCAAAAAACCUUGUUAAUUUGUUGGCAUCGGCAAAUAACACGCUGUAAUUUAUUAAUUGCAACUAACAAUUGUUUAAAUUCUAUAACAAUGCAUCCAGAUCUUACUGAGCGUAUUUUGCAGCAUUUAGAAGGCACCGAUAAAGUUAGCACCAUUGAAUUGGCAACAUUGUUUGAUGUAGAUCAUCAGAAAAUUGUGGGUGCAUUGAAAAGUAUCGAAGCUCAUGGAGAUUUGGUAAAAGCAGAAGUAAUCUUAGUGAAGAGCUUGGAGUUGACGGAGGAGGGACAGGCUGUAAUGACGAGUGGUAGCCACGAAGCAAAUUUAUAUGGUACUGUGCCAUUGGAAGGAGUUCCUCAGGACGAACUUAUGAAGAGCGGUCCAAAUGCUAAGAUAGGCUACAGUAAAGCGAUGUCUCUCGGUUGGAUAUUUUUAGACAAAUCUGUGAGUCCACCACUCGUCAAAAGAAAAGUGGACAAAAUCGAAGAUACAGUAAAGAAAUCUUUGGAAGAAAUAUCUAAAAACAAAACUGAUCUUCCACCACAUGUUAUUAAGGAAUUUAAAAAGCGAAAAUUGUUGCAAGAGAUUACAACGAAAAGCUUUAUUUUAAGUAAAGGACCGGAGUUCGCAACGACGUUAACGAAGUUGGAGACAGAUUUAACUGUGGAUAUGCUAGCAAGUGGUUUGUGGAAAGACCUUAAGUUUAAAUCGUAUAAUUUCGAUGCCUUGGGUGCUGCUCCUAUGAGAGGUCACUUGCAUCCUCUACAAAAAGUGCGUACUGAAUUCCGACAGAUCUUUUUGGAAAUGGGCUUUUCAGAAAUGCCUACUAACAACUACAUUGAGUCGUCUUUCUGGAAUUUCGAUGCGCUCUUUGUGCCACAACAGCAUCCGGCGCGAGACGCUCAAGACACAUUCUUUAUAAGCAAUCCGGCAAAAAGUUAUAAGUUUCCUCAAGAAUAUAUGCAACGUGUACAGGAAGUACAUUCACGCGGUGGUUAUGGUUCAACUGGUUAUGUGUAUGAUUGGAAAUUGGAAGAAGCUCAAAGGAAUACGCUGCGCACUCACACUACCGCAGUAAGUGCACGAAUGUUAUAUAAAUUGGCAAAUCAAGCGGAAGGUUUUCGACCCGUAAAAUAUUUUAGUAUUGAUAAAGUGUUCCGAAAUGAAACAUUGGAUGCAACACAUCUUGCAGAGUUCCAUCAAGUAGAGGGUGUAGUUGCAGAUAUUGGUCUAACACUGGGAGACUUAAUUGGCACAUUAUAUGAGUUCUUCCGUAAACUCGGAAUUGAAAAGCUGGAGUUCAAACCUGCUUAUAACCCCUAUACCGAACCCAGCAUGGAAAUCUUCUGCUUUCAUCCAGGUCUUAAUAAAUGGAUUGAGGUUGGAAAUUCAGGAGUUUUUAGACCAGAACUUUUGUUACCUAUGGGUUUGCCAGAAAAUGUUAACGUAAUUGCUUGGGGUCUGUCAUUGGAACGGCCAACAAUGAUAAAAUAUGGCAUCAACAAUAUUCGAGACUUGAUUGGACCUAAAGUUGACUUGAAAAUGGUAGAAGAGGGUCCAAUUUGUCGUUUGGAUAAAUAAAUAAAGAUUUUUUUGAGUGAUUUGAAAAAAAAACAUGCAAACAUUUGAAUGUAUAAUUAUAUAAUUUAAUAAAGAAAAAGUAAUUAAAAACA
Messenger RNA from Bactrocera neohumeralis, 1669 nucleotides. RefSeq names its product phenylalanine--tRNA ligase alpha subunit (gene alpha-PheRS). The transcript has a single exon. Gene Ontology annotation, biological process: phenylalanyl-tRNA aminoacylation. The record is from RefSeq and is a predicted model, not a curated record. Bases 90 to 1577 code for a protein of 495 amino acids. Gene Ontology annotation, molecular function: phenylalanine-tRNA ligase activity; tRNA binding; ATP binding. NCBI's taxonomy places the organism in Eukaryota, Metazoa, Arthropoda, Insecta, Diptera, Tephritidae. Gene Ontology annotation, cellular component: phenylalanine-tRNA ligase complex; cytosol; cytoplasm.